CUUUUGUCAGCGCGCAGCGCCGGCGAGCUCUCCUUUCCUCCCGGCCGCGUGCGGGAAGGGAUUUGAUUCUGGUGGCAGGGGUGGCAGCCUCUAUUGUGGGCAGUCGCCGGUGACGCCAGAAGCGGCAUCGCCGGUGGGAUUCCAGGCAGGCAGCCCUGCCGGCGCGGGCUGCGGGAUGGCGAGACCACGCCGCUCUGCACAUUAGCUGGGUGCGUUUAUUAAGCAGAUCCAAAGGGGGGGGGGGGAAACCAACCACAACGAAGCAAAACAAAAACUACAGCCUGUGGGGGGAGCGCAGAGAUGGAGACCACGCCGCGCCGAAGGUUCCACUCAGACGUUUGAAAUCCCGUAGAUGUGGACGGCGUCGCUGAGCGGAGCAGGCUGCACAGGCUGACCACCGAGAAGACGCAGCCUGGGCCAAGGCUGGUCCCGCCUCCCGGGUGCCAGGGUGGAUAGUGAACCCACAGGACAAUGAGCGAGGAGCCCGCCCCCGAGGCCGCCUCCCCGCCGCCCCCGCAGGGGCAGCACUACUUCGACCGCUUCUCUGAGGACGACCCUGAGUACCUGCGCCUUCGCCACCGCGCGGCGGACCUGCGGCAGGACUUCAACCUGAUGGAGCAGAAGAAGCGCGUGACCAUGAUCCUGCAGAGCCCGUCUUUCAGGGAGGAGCUGGAAGGCCUCAUCCAGGAGCAGAUGAAGAAGGGGAACAAUUCCUCCAACAUCUGGGCCCUGCGGCAGAUCGCGGACUUCAUGGCCAGCACCUCCCACGCAGUCUUCCCAACAUCUUCCAUGAACUUCUCCUUGAUGACACCCAUCAAUGACCUCCACACAGCCGACCCCUUGAACCUGGCCAAGGGGGAGCGGCUCAUGCGGUGCAAGAUCAGCAGUGUCUACCGGCUUCUGGACCUCUAUGGCUGGGCCCAGCUGAGUGACACUUACGUCACGAUGAGAGUCAGCAAGGAGCAGGACCACUUCCUCAUUAGCCCGAAGGGAGUUUCCUGCAGUGAAGUCACAGCAUCCAGCCUGAUCAAGGUGAACAUCCUGGGAGAGGUGGUGGAGAAAGGCAGCAGCUGCUUCCCGGUGGACACCACGGGCUUCUGUCUGCACUCGGCCAUCUACGCAGCCAGACCCGACGUGCGCUGCAUCAUCCACCUGCACACGCCGGCCACGGCCGCGGUGUCAGCCAUGAAGUGGGGCCUCCUGCCCGUCUCCCACAACGCCCUGCUGGUGGGGGACAUGGCCUAUUACAACUUCAAUGGUGAAAUGGAGCAGGAAGUGGAUCGGAUCAACCUGCAGAAGUGCCUUGGACCCACCUGCAAGAUCCUGGUGCUAAGAAACCAUGGCGUGGUUGCUCUCGGUGACACUGUGGAGGAGGCGUUUUAUAAGAUCUUCCACCUGCAGGCUGCAUGUGAGAUACAGGUGUCCGCUCUGUCCAGCGCGGGGGGAGUGGAGAACCUCAUCCUCCUGGAGCAGGAGAAACACCGCCCCCAUGAGGUGGGCUCUGUGCAGUGGGCGGGGAGCACCUUCGGGCCCAUGCAGAAGAGCCGGCUGGGGGAACACGAGUUCGAGGCCCUCAUGAGGAUGCUGGACAACCUGGGCUACAGAACAGGCUACACAUACCGCCACCCCUUUGUUCAAGAGAAAACCAAACACAAAAGUGAGGUGGAGAUUCCGGCCACAGUCACAGCCUUCGUGUUCGAGGAGGACGGCACCCCGGUGCCCGCCCUGCGGCAGCACGCCCAGAAGCAGCAAAAGGAGAAGACCCGCUGGCUCAACACGCCCAACACCUACCUGCGGGUCAACGUGGCUGACGAGGUCCAGAGGAGCAUGGGCAGCCCCCGGCCCAAGACCACAUGGAUGAAGGCCGACGAGGUGGAGAAAUCCAGUAGUGGCAUGCCAAUACGGAUCGAAAACCCAAACCAAUUUGUGCCUCUCUAUACCGACCCCCAAGAAGUGCUGGACAUGCGGAACAAGAUUCGCGAACAGAACCGACAGGAUGUGAAGUCGGCGGGGCCCCAGUCCCAGCUCCUGGCGAGCGUCAUCGCUGAGAAGAGCAGAAGCCCGUCUACAGACAGCCAGCUGAUGGCCAAGGGCGACGCGGACACCAAAGAUGAGUCAGAAGAGACGGUGCCCAACCCCUUCAGCCAACUCACUGACCAGGAGCUGGAGGAAUACAAGAAAGAGGUGGAGAGGAAGAAACUAGAACUGGAAGGAGAGAAAGAAACCGCUGCAGAGGAGCCUGGCUCACCUGUAAAGUCUGCACCUGCUUCCCCAGCACAGAGUCCAGUGAAGUCGGAGACAAAGAGCCCCGUGGUCUCUCCCUCCAAGUCUUUAGACGAAGGUGCUAAGGAGACAGAAACAAGCAAAGCCACCACAGAGCCCGAAACAAAGCAGCCAGAAGGGGUGGUGGUCAAUGGGAAGGAGGACGAGCAGACCGCAGAGGAAAUUCUCAGCAAAGGCUUGAGCCAGAUGACCACCAAUGCCGACACGGAAGUUGACACCUCUAAGGACAAAACCGAGUCGGUCACCAGCGGCCCCAUGUCCCCAGAGGGCUCACCUUCCAAAUCUCCCUCAAAGAAGAAAAAGAAAUUCCGAACCCCAUCCUUCCUGAAAAAGAGCAAAAAGAAGGAGAAGGUGGAGUCCUGAUUCAUAGCACCCUGGGGCUCCCAUCUGCAUCCUCUCUCCCACCUUCCCUUCUUCCCAUCUCUGCCCCUGGAAGCACAGGGCCAAGGAGGGAUAGAGUAGGACCCUGGACCACACGCUGAUGGGGAACAUAGAGAUCGCCCGACCAACCCCUCAUUUACAAUCGCCCCAGAGAAUCAGGUGACUUUCCAAGGUCACACAGCUAGUUAGUGGCAGAGCCUGCACUAGAAUUCAGGUCUCCUGGCUUCCAGUCCAGUGCUCUUUCUACUACCCAACACUGCCUAGUUGUGGGCUGCCUUUGUGAGGGUGCUGUCCACUGAGCUGAACCUCGGGCAAGAGGGCAAGAGUGGGCCACAGGCUCUCACAGGCUCAGACUAAAAAUCAGGUCAAGGCUUCCCCUGAACAAGGUCCUUUUCCUCAUGGGAACCCGAUCUCCUACUGACGGAGCUAUCACUAUGUUUAGAAAUCUCUCUCCUCUUUUUCAUAGUGUCCCUGCCUUGCUGCUCACAGUAACCAGACAAAUUGACCUGUCCCCUCCACCAGAAGUUAAUCUUUGUUCCCAAGGACUGAUGGCUUAGCUUGUGCUUCCCCAACCACUAACCUUGAGCUUUCUUCAUGGAACCUCCUGAAUUAUGGACGGAAGAGUUGUAAAAGUUGGCAGACACAGGGCAAGCCAAGCUGUCCAUGGAAUGGGAGAUAAUUAAUCAGUGUAAGAUGCCAGGAGCUUGACCCAUUCAAAUUGUGUAUCUCAGGAGCUUCCACAGUAAAACCAAAUUUAGCUUAGAAAACAGUUGUCUCAUGCUCAGGGCAGACAUUUGGGGGAAGGUAGGUCCUCGGUUGGCUUUGGGUUAUAUGAGGAUGAUAAACAAUACUAUCCCUUUCUAGCUUUGCAUGACACAUGCAGCUCUACCCACCUCACUCUGCCUGGCAGUGAGGGGUCCCCUGACUUUCCCUCAAACCCAGAAGCACUGGUUCAUGAACUAGAACUGGCAUCUUACCCUAGGCACCUUGGCCUUGGUCCCUUUGGAUUCCAACUCAGCCACUCUGGUGAUGAACCUUUCAGGAUUAAUCAGAGAGGCUUAGGUGUCCUUGGCCCUGUCACUAUGUCCAUCCUGGGGCCUAAUAAUGGCCACAGCUAUGGUUUUAAAUGCUAACACUGUCUGUUCAUAUUCUUCCAUGGGGUAUUGAUUAAUGAGCAUUGCUAGCUCCUAAAAAAAAUAGACAAUCCAUUCUCUUUAAAGCACAGUGUCUUCAAAGGAUAUUUUCCCUCUUUGUCCUGAUUAUUGUAAAAGUAUUUUUGAAAGUUCUUAAUCAUAGUUUUCCAUGUUUGAGCACUUACUGUAUAUAGAGACACUGUGUAGGCUUUAUAUACAUUAUAUCCUUUAACCCUCACAUAAUAUGGGUAAGAUUAGUCCCAUUUUAUGGGAAAGGAAACUGAGCCCCCAAAAGGAAAAUUGACAUGUUCCAGGUGGCUUGGCUAGAAAGCUUCAGAGCCUGUACUUAAAUCCAAGUCAGCCUGAGUCCAGAGCCUUUGCUCUUAAUAGCCGUGGUGAUCAAAGAAUCUCUAAUCCCCAGGGGGGGUGGUUUUAGUCCAGGCCCCAUUUUUGUGACUGGUCUCCACUGUAUAAUGUCAGUACGGAAAAUGAAGACAGGAAAUUACCCGCGUUCUCCCUCAUCUGUGCACGUUAAGUUCCUGGUUAAUGUGGACUGUGGCCAGGCCAGUGUGGACCUCUGACAAAGGAGAUGCAGGGGACUUCUGGUUGGGCAGGAAAUACCAUUCAUAGUUGGGUUAUUUCUUCAGAAAAAAGAAAACUGAUAAGACUAAGGAAAACCCAAUGCUGUGUCUCUCCAAUGCAGAUUCCCAACUGCUACCCCACGCCCAUGUACCCCUCCCCCUUUCUGCUUUCUGAUUGGGUCUUGUGAUGGACAACCCAAUGAUCAGGGGCACUGAUGCCUCAGAAAAGCCUGUGAUAUAGGAAAUGCCUUUAAACGCCAAUCCUUUGAUGCCUUCUUUAUAAAAGUAGACUUCACAUUCAUUCAUUGGUCCCUUCACAAUAUUUGUUAAGCACCCACUAAAUGUCAGACAUUAUGCUGACGUUAAAAGAAAACAAUCAUUGUGACUAGAAUAAUAAGUGGCAAGCAAUGUUAAGAAAAGGGUGGAGUGGACACAACCAUUGAUGCAGCUUUUUAUGUGUGAGUGGUUGUAGCUUAGAGAUAUGUUGAUUGACUCUGCAUUCAACAAAUUCUCUUUAUUCCCUUUACAACAGGGAGGCCUCAUUCAGAUGACUAUGCCAGAGCUUCUUGGAAUUUGGGCAUUGUCCUUGGACUUUAUGCCAGGAGUCCACCUCAUAUUUAUCCAUUUGUCCAUUCCUUGUACAUUAGAAAAACACAUGUAAGGGCUUGGGUUAUGGUCCAGGCCUGAGGGCACCUCAUAAGUAAAGGAGGCACAUAGACAAGUUACAAACAGGCAAGGGUGCAGAGGUGGCAUUAGGAAGCAAUGGUUUAUUGUCCUCUGGACCAGAGAAACCUUCCUGAAAGGAAUGAUAGUUGAGUUAGAUUUUCAAAAAAAAGAGGAAUUUCCUAGGAGGACAAAAGGUUAGGCAGGCCAUUCCAGGAUGUGGGAAGAGCACUUGUAAAGGCCCAGAAGCAUAAGACUCCAUGAUGUGUGCACUGAGCACUAGGUGUAAGGUGGGAGGCAGAGAUGGGGUAUUCGUUUCACAGGUGGGCAGGACCGAAUCAUAAAGAAACUUGUAGAAAGUAUGGAGGAACCCGACUCUAUCAUAUAAGGGGUUUGGAGCCACUCAGGACUUCUAAUCAGGGUAGAGUCAUUAUCAGCCCCGGGUUUUAGGAAACCUUUGGUGGCUGAGUGGAGAAUGGACUUAAAGAGGAGUGGGCUGGAGGCAUGGACAAUCUUCUUGUAAGGAGGCCUUUCUGAACGUCACUACUAAACCAUGUUAGGUGACCUGCCUCACGCUACAUUUUCCCUUAGAGCAAAAAGUGAGCUUCCAGCACAGAAUUCAUUUCCAUCAAAUGAUUUGGAUAAGGCAUCUUAAGAAAGAUUUUUGACAAAAGAGGGAAAUCCUAUAUAAUAAAAGCCUACUAUGUCAAAUCGACUGAAGAACGACCGGUGGAACGACCAGUGGCUAUGAGGCACACUGACCACCAGGGGGCAGACGCUCAAUGCAGGAGCUACCCCCAGCCCACAGGCCCCGGGCCAGCCAAGGUGGGUGCCAGAGGGGGGGGGUCCCCCCCAUCAUCCCACUGGUUGCCCUGCAGAGGGAGACAACCGGCAGAAGCGGCAGGGCGAUUGGGGGGUGGGGCUGGCCGGCAAGCGGGUUGGCACUGCCCCCCCACCCCCAUCGCCUGGCCGGUCACCUCCCACAGAGAGAGGCAACUGGCAGCAGCAGCAGCGGGGUAUGGGGCCGUUGAGCAAGUCGGGUGCUAGGCCGGCCAAGUCGGGUGCCAGCGGGGGCUCCCCAAUUGCCCCUCUGGUCACCCCACAGAUCAGCCCUGAUCGCCGACCAGGCCUAGGGACCAUACCCAUGCACAAAUUUUGUGCACCAGGCCUCUAGUAUUCAAAUAAGUAGCUCAGUUUCCGGUUCUAUUUUGGCUUGUGUAGAGUUGCUCUUCCCUUGUCUGUAUUGAUGUGGCUUGCUUAGCUCCAGGCCUGUGGCUGUGCAGUGGAUGCUGUUGAAGCAGAUGUUCAGUCCAAACAGAACCAGAGGCUUUUAGGGUGACAGGUGGGGAUGUUGUCUUUGGCUCUAGUUAAAAGCUGGCUGAAAUCUUGGACCAGAAUCUGUCUGGAGAAAAUGUAUGUACAGAGAGCUCAGAAUCGGUAGGCAAUAGCUCAUUUCAAGCUGGGAUAGGCUGCAGAAAAGGAAUGAGAUGAUGGAACCAGUCUGCUGUGCUGUGGCCAGCUGAGAUGGGAAGUGGAGAGGGUUUGAGGCUAUUUCCACGGAAAGAUGGGCAAGAGUGGGAGGGAGGCAGAGGGAGGGGUGAUACAGAGAGAGAAGCGUAGUCCCAGCCACUCUCCGUGCUUGGUGGCUGGCACCCAGCAGUGCUGUGGGAGAACCCUGUGACCUUUCCUCAAACUGCAAAAAGUGCAGCCAAGGUACAGCCACAGCCCAGAUCUGGGCUCCCUAGGAACCCCUUGGCCUGCAGGUGGCCCAAGGAACUGUCCUACUUCGGCCAGGCUACACACAGAUAAGAGUAACCUUCCUUGACCCCUCUGUACAAAAACAGGGUUCCUCUGCAAAUGGAGAUGUUACUUUUGAAGGACUGGGUGUGUUUGGAUGAACCCCAUUGGAAAGCAUUGUCCUUAUACCACUGACGUGCAUUUAUACUGGGCCUGGAAGUCUGCUUCCUGUGUCUAAUACUGGCCCACUCAUUCCUGAAUAUGGCAAUAUAGUUUCUCAGCUGUCAUCUGUCAGUGUCAUAACAGAUGGCUACUGCUUUUGUCAGCACGGGGGAAACUGCUAGAAAGCCACUUCUCUGAUUACAUGGAUUUGAAAGAACCAUUUGCCUAAGAGCACAGUUCACUUCAGAAAGUCUGACAGAUGAAAAAGAAGUGUGGGCUUUUCCAGGCAGAUACGCAUAGGGAUAGGUGGACACAUAGCCCACACGUCUGCCAUCUUUUGCACAAGUGUGACGUUUAUGUUCUAGUUCCACCCGAGAGUAUUCAGUUUCUGACUAUUGGACAAGUGAGAAAAUGCAUGGCUCCUGUUUCCUUCAUGUGGGCCAGCAGAAGCCCGAGAGCCGGCUGGCACGGCUGCAGCCGACUUUGGAAAUAGAGCCCAAGCAAAGUGUCUAAGGCAGCGGUUCUCAACCUUCUGGCCCUUUAAAUACAGUCCUGGACCCAACCACAACAUUAUUUUCGUUGCUACUUCAUAACUGUAAUGUUGCUACUGUUAUGAAUCGUAAUGUAAAUAUCUGAUAUGCAGGAUGGUCUUAGGCGACCCCUGUGGAAGGGGUCGCUGGUCUAAGACAACAGCACUCAAAGAGUCUGAGAAGAAAUGAGGGAGAGAUAAAGUCAUGCCUUGCACACCCACAAAAAGGACAGGGCACCUCACAACUCAAAACCUGCUGGCACAUCGUACUGCCAGUGUCCCCCAUCUACCCCGGAAGGGAUAAUGUGAUGUGAGAUUAAGUCAGAGGCCUUGACCUGACUCUAAUAAAAUGUGCUCUUUGGUUAUCUAUC
Molecule: messenger RNA, 7840 nt
Organism: Myotis daubentonii (Daubenton's bat)
Lineage: Eukaryota; Metazoa; Chordata; Mammalia; Chiroptera; Vespertilionidae
Gene: ADD2
Product: adducin 2
Biological process (GO): barbed-end actin filament capping
Cellular component (GO): cytoskeleton; postsynaptic density; plasma membrane
Molecular function (GO): actin filament binding
Source: RefSeq, a predicted model, not a curated record